Molecule: messenger RNA, 2194 nt
Organism: Cornus florida
Lineage: Eukaryota; Viridiplantae; Streptophyta; Magnoliopsida; Cornales; Cornaceae
Product: ankyrin repeat-containing protein BDA1-like
Exons: 2
Coding region: 756-2129 (457 amino acids)
Molecular function (GO): protein binding
Source: RefSeq, a predicted model, not a curated record
UUGGUAGUGCAAGCUUCAAAAGAAAUUUAUAAUGGAAAUAAGAGGGAUACAUCCAUGAAGUCAAAGGAGGGAAAAAAGAUGACGAUGAGUUGGAUUCUUUCUGUCAUAAUUUGAUUUGUUUCUGAGUUUUACUUGUCAUUGUGAUGAAGUUGUGUUAUCAAAUCCAUUUAAAUAAUAGAAGCGGAGGUUAAAUAGAAAGCAAUUCAUUUUUUUUAUUUUUCUUUUUUUGUUUAAAAAUGUGGUCUAUAGAGAGAGAGAGAAAGUAAGUUGCUGAACGAGAGGAGAAAAAGAGAAAGGGACAGAGAGUCUGGGAGAAGAGUAAAAAAGCUUCUUUCUUUCUUUCUUUCUUUUUUAUUUUUAUUUUUAUUUUUUUAUUUUAAAAAUCUGAAGGCAAAAUGAUGAAAUUUUCUUUAAUGCUGUUUAAUUUUUAUAAGUUGAAUCUUGACCAACCUACUUCUCAUGUUAUCUUGCGGAUGAUUGUACAAAUAGGACCCUACAUCGUAAAAACUGAACUCAUCUCUUGUUGCAUCUGAACUCGCACUACUAUCCUCCCCAGUUAUUGCUAUUAGUUUACAAUUUGAUUAUUUUGAUGAUCUGACGAUAUAUCCCAUGUUCCUUUUGUUUUUGUUUACUUCUUUUUCUACAUUAUCCAUAGAACGUUUACCAUUCCCUGCGAAUUCUAUUUAUAAUGGGUGUUACACUAUUACCUUCCAGCAUACUUCGAUUAUUAAGCUGCUUAACUGUACAAUCUCAGGAUGGAGCAGAGGUUGAAAAAUGCCGCCGAAGAGGGAAAUAUUGAUGCGUUGUAUGCACUGUUUCAGGAGAAUCCUUACAUAUUGGAGGACAUUGACCGGAUCCCAUUUGUUCAUACUCCUCUACAUAUAGCAGCAUCUGCUGGAUGUACCCAUUUUGCUGUUGAAAUGAUUAGCUUAAAACCAUCAUUUGGUAGGAAGUUAAACCCAGAUGGCUUAAGCCCUUUGCAUUUAGCACUGCGAAAUGGGCAUACUGAGACCGUGAUAAGGCUCGUAAAUAUUGACAGCGAGCUCAUCCGUGUCCAAGGGAAGGAGAGGAUCACUCCUUUGCAUCAUGUAGCUGCAAGAAAUGAAUUCAAUCUAUUGGCUGAAUUUCUAUGUGCUUGCCCAGCAUCCAUCAAUGAUUUGACAGUACGAGGAGAGACUGCAGUGCAUAUUGCCAUGAGAAAUGGUAGUUUAGAAUCUUUUAAAGUCCUUUUGGGAUGGCUUCAUAAAUUCAACAAUCAAGAGUUGCUAAACUGGAAGGAUGAGGAUGGCAACACAGUGUUGCAUAUUGCAGCGUCCACUAACCAACUCCAGGUUGUGAAGUUGUUAAUCAGCAAUAAAGUGGACAAAAUUGCAAGAAAUUUGGAGGGUAAAACUGCACUUGAUUCAUCUGAAGGAAAUGAAGAGGUCAGAAACAUUUUAGUCCGCGCAGGAGCUUUAAAAGCUUCAAUCCCUCCUAAAUGUACGAGUCUUGCACAUUUUAUGAGUUCUGUAAAGCUCUAUAAAAAAUUGUUGUGGCUUGUUCCUAAUAUGCAUAAAGGUUUGUCAAGUGACAUGCACAAUGCGCUACUGGUUGUUGCUGUGCUUAUUGCAACUACCACCUAUCAAAUUGUACUCAAUCCUCCCGGUGGAUUCCAACAAGGUGAAAACAAUCCCACCAUUUUUAUUCUCAAUCAUACUGCCAUAGAUUAUAUUCCUACCAACUCUACUGCUAUCAAUGGCACUGCUAACAACAGAACUGCAAUGCCGGACCGUGCUGGGACGAUAGUCCUGUCUGGAUAUAAAUUCGAUAUGAUAAAUUUUUGCAACUCAGCUGCAUUUGCUGUCGCAGUUGGAGUGCUUGCUCUUGCCCUCCCUCUGACAUAUCAUAGUAAACUAUUGGGAUAUUCUCUAAUAUUCCUGGCCAUUAGUUAUAUGUAUAGUAUGUCAUUAAUAUUACAAUCUGGAGUUUCUUUCUGUAUCACAUAUGGUGCAUAUCUGUUUUUGGUGUUGAUUAUUGUAACGAGGCAGUGGGUUAUCAAGGGGGAACGCAGAAUCUUUGGAAGGGUGCCGCUGUGCAGGUUCAAUCCCUCUCACUAUGUUGAGAUGAGACGCGAAUUGGUUGGUUGGUGAAACAUGGAGUGAGUGGUGGACACAGCAGAUGAGCCAGCAUGCACCAACAUGGAUAUGUCAACCUC